GUCCGUUUUAACUCUUUUGAGUCACACAGCCCGGUGAGGUUAUUAGCGGUCUGAGCUUGUCCUAGAAUGGCCUUUCACUGACCACACGGUGGGGUGAGGCUCAAGAGUAUUGUCAUUGGUCCACAGCAACAUCCUCUUCAGAAUCACUGUCAGGGCUGUGGUCAUUGGACAGUGUCCAGUCUGUCCACUCCACUGGGGCCAAAUCUCAACAUUGCUUCAUCCUUCCAUCACCUGAGAGAUGACUAGCCCUUUGUUGUUGAAAGGCAAACAGGUGUUAUUUUACUAGGGAGGGAAUUUACACUGUAGAAACAAACAUCCUCUAGUAUGUAAUUGAGUGCUGACAGUCACACUGAGGUUUGGUUCACAGGGAGACAGAGGUGUUCCAUCUGGGGGACAGUGGGCAACAUUUUCACUCUCCAUUUUCUGGAUUUUUAGACUUGCCUACUGCGGGGGGUUUUCUCUUUGUCAGGUUGUGAAGUUUCCCCAUCUAUACCUAUUUCCUUCACACGCCUUAAUCUCUUCAAGACCAACACACCAGCCAGUUCUGGUCUGACAACCACUGUCUGCCUCACGGUUCCCAUUCAUAAAUACUCUUUCAGGUUAUACUAUGGGUCAACGGACAGACUCUACCCUGCAAUCCUUGCUCCUCUUACCAAUCCACCUUUUGAUAUGGCUCUACUCCGUCCUCUCCUUUCUGCCCUGGUAUUUCAUCACUGGUGCCGGGCAUAAGAAAGCUCAAUCUGAACGGAUAAAGGCCCGUUCCACUUCAGGCCAGGCAGAGGGUCCUUACCGAUCUGUGGACCACUUUGAGUCCCUCGCCAGGGAGGACUUCCCUGGCAAGGACACCCUGGAUAAGUUGUUUCAACACGCCGUGCAGCGCUAUGGAUCAGCUCAUUGUCUUGGCACCAGAGAUAUACUGAGUGAAGAAAAUGAGACUCAGCCUAGUGGCAAAGUAUUUAAAAAGUUGAUCCUGGGAGAGUAUCGGUGGUUGUCUUACAAUGACGUGGAUACCAUAGUGAAUGAGUACGGCAGCGGAUUACAAGCUCUCGGACAGCAGCCCAAAAACACCAUCGCCAUCUUCUGUGAGACCAGAGCUGAGUGGAUGAUCACUGCCCAGGCAUGCUUUAGGCGCAAUUUCCCCUUGGUGACAUUCUAUGCCACACUGGGAGAGGAUGCCAUCGCAUAUGGACUGAAUGAAAGCGGUGUCACACAUCUUGUUACCAGCAUAGAACUGCUAGAGUCUAAACUAAAAAGUGUGCUUCCGCAAAUCCCAAAACUGAAGCAUGUGAUCUACGUGGACCAAAAGAAAGUGAGCGCAGAAGGCUACCCAGCAGGACUUUCCCUCUACAGCAUGGAGGCUGUACGAGAGCUGGGCGCCCGUCCUGAAAACAUUGGGAGGCCGAUAGUGAAGCCCCAGCCCUCGGACCUGGCUGUGGUGAUGUACACCAGUGGUUCUACUGGCAGACCUAAAGGAGUUAUGAUCAUCCACAGUAACUUGAUUGCUGGAAUGACAGGCCAGUGUGAGCGCAUCCCUGGACUGGGGCCUAAUGACACAUACAUAGCUUAUCUGCCUCUGGCUCAUGUACUGGAAAUGACAGCGGAAAUCUCCUGUGUCACAUACGGCUGCCGGAUUGGCUACUCGUCCCCCCAGACGCUCUCGGACCAGUCCACUAAGAUCAAGAAGGGAAGCAAAGGAGACUGUACAGUCCUCAGACCCACCCUGAUGGCAGCUGUGCCAGAAAUAAUGGAUCGCAUCAACAAGAAUGUGAUGAGCAAAGUGCAGGAAAUGAGCUACAUUCAGAGGACAUUGUUUACACUGGGAUACAAAUAUAAACUGGAACAGAUUAAGAGGGGAUAUGACGCACCGCUCUGCAAUGCCUUGUUGUUCCGCAAAGUGAAGAAGCUGCUGGGAGGACAAGUGAGGAUGAUGUUGUCAGGAGGAGCCCCCCUGUCCCCGGUUACACAGAGAUUUAUGAAUGUAUGCUUCUGUUGUCCCGUGGGCCAAGGCUACGGCCUCACGGAAACCUGUGGAGCAGGCACCAUCACAGAGGUUGUGGACAUCAGCACCGGUCGUGUUGGAGCUCCUCUCAUCUGCUGUGAGAUCAGACUCAGGGACUGGGCUGAAGGAGGCUACACCAGCAAGGACAAGCCAAACCCAAGAGGGGAGGUGCUGAUCGGUGGUCCCAACGUGACCCAGGGUUAUUACAGGAGCGACGGCAACGAUCAGGACUUCUUUGUGGAUGACAAUGGCCAGCGAUGGUUCUGCACCGGUGAUAUAGGAGAGGUUUAUCCAGAUGGUUGUCUGCAAAUAGUGGAUCGGAAGAAGGACUUGGUGAAGCUGCAGGCUGGAGAGUACGUGUCCCUGGGAAAAGUCGAGUCUGCACUAAAGAACUGCGCCCUCAUAGAUAACAUCUGCGCGUAUGCAAAUAGCGACCAGAACUACGUGAUCAGCUUUGUGGUUCCCAACCAGAAAAAGCUGACGGAACUGGCCAAACAGAGGGGCAUAGUGGGAACAUGGGAGGAGAUCUGCACUCACCCUGACAUGGAAAGAGUGGUUCUGGGGGAGAUCAAGGAGGUGGCGGUUAACAUUAAACUCCAGCGGUUCGAGAUACCAGUGAAGGUCCAUCUGAGUCCAGAGCCAUGGACUCCAGAAACAGGUCUCGUCACAGACGCCUUUAAGCUGAAGAGGAAAGAGCUGAAGAACCACUACCUUCACCACAUAGAGAGAAUGUACGGCGGCAAAUAAAUGCAGUCAUUUUCAGAACCACUGUAAAAUAACCUGUGAUACCAAUUUGGAUUUUUAUGCUGUUUGUGUACAGUAACACAUACACAUGAACAUGGCUUGAACAGAUGAGCUGAAGCUUUAGAUAUCUGUAGCUGUUGAUUCAUUUGUGCUGCUUUUUAUUCUUGUGUGUAGAACAGUAAAAAUGUUUUGAUUGUCGGAGGUGCACUUAAAAGAAGCAGCACUUAUUUUGUGAGAGGGAUCCGAGACCAUUACAGCACUCAACUGCCAUACACUCGUCGAUUUGUACUUUGUAGCUCAUUAGAAGUAUCACAGUCCUCCAUCUGUGGCUGAUACAUUAGUGUUACGUCCAUUGGAAUUUUAACAACUAUAGUUGGUGUCAAGGCUUUUUUGUAAAUUUGGAGUACUGAUGUUACUGUGCCUUCAGUCUGCAGUACUUGUGUAGUAAAGCAGAGAGAAGUGGCAUCUUGGGGAAAAAAUAGUUUACAUUUCUGUCAAAAAAAUGGCUUUACUGCCAUGUUAAACUUACUUGAUGUCAUUGGAAAAAAAAAUUUAGAGCUUCAAUUGACAUGAAUCGUACAUUAAAAAAGUUGCUCAUUAUUGUCUGCUUGUGCACUUGCCAAAUUCUACUAUUCUAUAAUUUCUUUUUGUCAAUUUGUCAAAAGACCAAAAUGUGCAUAAAUGCAUGACUCAGGAAGGUAAGCAAAUGUUUUAAUAUAUGAAACUGUCAAGUAGGAAGUUGCUUAUAUAGAAAGGAAUUUUGUUAAAAUUCAAUGGCACCUUAUUUAUUUAAGAGUAAGCUUGAUUAACUUCUAAAUUAUUAGCAUCAGCUAUAGUCUGAACUGGCAUAUUGUACUGUGCAAAUUUUACCUCAGUUAACAGAAUUAUGUAGAAUUUGGUAAUUUUUUUGCAGUCAAGUCUGUUGAAAUAUUAAUAGAGGGGUUUUUUCUAUGUAUUUUUCUAAAUGUUGUCAUGUUAAUGGAUUUGCUUUAAACGCAGACUAUGACAGUCACUUUACAGCUGGUUCAGUGGUCCUAUUAGUAUUUAUUGUUCCAUCAUGAUGAUCACAUACCUUGUUCAAUAGUUCUGAAAAAUAAACUUUUUUUGUACUUGG
Molecule: messenger RNA, 3857 nt
Organism: Sphaeramia orbicularis (orbiculate cardinalfish)
Lineage: Eukaryota; Metazoa; Chordata; Actinopteri; Kurtiformes; Apogonidae
Gene: acsl4a
Product: acyl-CoA synthetase long chain family member 4a
Exons: 15
Coding region: 608-2746 (712 amino acids)
Biological process (GO): long-chain fatty-acyl-CoA metabolic process; long-chain fatty acid metabolic process; neuron differentiation
Cellular component (GO): plasma membrane; lipid droplet; endoplasmic reticulum
Molecular function (GO): arachidonate-CoA ligase activity
Source: RefSeq, a predicted model, not a curated record